UGAGUCGGCUAUUCGUUACACCGCCGCCGCUGUCAGGACGCUGCCAAGCUUUGGGGUGGAUUGUGUGCCCCCGAAUGUUGGCGCAGGGUGGAAGAGGAGCGCCGGGGCCUCGGGACACUCUAGAGAGCGAUACUUGCGUCCAUUGACGGGAGCAGACACGUUAGUGGUUCUCAGGCUGGCAGGACCUGACCUGCAGGAAAGUCAUACAGAGGAUGCAUUUUCCCAGAGGAGAAACUGACCAGGUCAGGAUGUUGGGAGAAGAGCACCUUGCUGCUUGCCUGUGGACCUUGCCUCAGAAUCUGGCUGGCUUCACUGUCUCCUUCAACUUUUGGUAUCUGGUGGAUCUGGAAAUCGUGCACAAGAGUGGCGUCUCAUGACUUCUUUCUCCAUCCACAUAUUCCCUGCUUAGUGCUUGGACAGUCUGUGAGUGAAAACCCAGAGGAAGACAGCAGAAAAGUUGAGUUAUUGGCAAUGCAUCCACUGGAAUCAGUGACCUUUGAAGAUGUAACUGUAAACUUUACCCAUGAAGAGUGGGCCCUACUGGACACAUCUGAGAGAAUGUUAUACAAAGAUGUGAUGGUGGAAACUAUCAAUCAUCUAAUAUGUCUUGGGUAUCAGUUCUGUAAAUCAGAUGUGAUAUUCCAUUUGGAACAAGGUCAAAUGAUGUGGAUGAUGGAAAAAAGAGGAUUUCCCCAAGUCCAGAGUUCAGUUAUUAUAGAUAAGGAAAGUGCACAUAAAAAACAAGAAAUGAUAUCCAUACAACAGAUCCGCAUAGAGAACACAUCCACCAUCAGGUCAAUGCAGAAAUGUCAUACUCAGGAAGACCCAUUUAAAUGGAAAGAUUUGGAAGAAGAUUUCACUCACAGCUCUGCAUUAACUCAAAAUUUGUUAACUUGCACAGCAAAGAAACCCUUUGUCAACAAACUGUGUGGAAAAUCCUUUAGUGACUACUUGUUCCUUAGUCAACACAAGAAGAAUCAGACAAGAGGUAAAACAUAUGAAUGCCAUCUAUGUGGGAGAGUGUUUGGUAAUUGUUCUAACCUUAGACAACAUAAGAUGACUCACACUGGAGAGAGGUCAUAUGAGUAUCAUCUUUGUGGAAAUGCUUUUAUUUGUAUGCCUGAUCUUAGAAAACAUGAUGUUAGAAAACAUCAAACUCACAGUGGAGAGAAAGUGUAUGAAUGUCAUCUGUGUGGGAAAACCUUUAGUCAAUCUUCUAAACUUAUAGUGCAUGAGAGAAAACACACUGGAGAAAAACCAUAUGAAUGUCAGCUGUGUGGCAAAGCUUUCAGUCAAUCUUCUCAUGUUAGAGAACAUGAGAGAACACACACUGGAGAAAAACCAUAUGAGUGCCAUCUAUGUGGAAAAGCCUUCUGUCAGUCGUCUUCUCUUACACUUCAUGAGAGAAUGCACACUGGAGAGAAGCCAUAUGAAUGUCAUCUGUGUGGAAAAGCUUUUACCAAUUCCUCUGCCCUUAGACGACAUGAGAGAACACACAAUGGAGAAAAACCAUAUGAAUGCCAUCUCUGUGGGAAAGCCUUUAGUCAUUCUUUUUCCCUCAGACAACAUGCAAGAACACACACUGGAGAAAAACCAUAUGAAUGCCACUUGUGUGGGAAAGCCUUCAGUCAAUCUUCUGCCCUUACACUGCAUGAGAGAACACACACUGGAGAGAAACCUUAUGAAUGUCAUCUAUGUGGGAAAGCUUUUACCAAUUCCUCUGCCCUUAGACGACAUGAGAGAAUGCACAGUGGAGAGAAACCAUACAAAUGUCAUUUCUGUGGGAAAGCCUUCAUUCAGUCUUCUCACCUCAAACUACAUGAGAGAACACACACAAGAGAAGCGAUUGCACACGCCUUCUGGCCAAAUACUGAAAUUAAUAACAAAACGAUUAAAACCAGUUAUUUAGAUGUCAGCCCACAGCCCCCAGGGCAGCGGAAGCCCCAGUGGUUGCCAUUUCCCUUUCCCGAUAAACACGGAAGCUCUGGCAGCCCAGGUGAGGAAGUAGCACCGGCGUUCCCAGUGCAACCCAGCCUAGAGAAUGCCGGCGCCACUCUGAGCUCCACUCUGGUCUCCAAAGGAACCCCUCCAGGGACACGCGGUCCCAGCCCACCCUCCCCACCAGCGGAAGACUGUCCCAGCCCAGAGCCAGGUCCCCACCAGAAACAGCCCGAGCCCGCCCCCAACGACUCAAGAAGCAAGGGGGCGGGGAGCCCAAAUGCAUUCUGCUCGCAAAGCUCAGAAAUGGAACCUUCCCCCUCAUUACCUUCGGGGACGCGCCCUAGGCGGAAUCACCCCCUCGACCUUCUCCGAACUACUGACCCCACCCCAUCCGAGGAGAGGCAGCGACCCCAACACUGUGGACGUAGGGCACUCAGGCACUCCUGGGGCCUUCCAACCGCCCCCAGAGACCUGGGAGGCGCGGCGAAACCGCACCCCCACCUUCCCAAGGCGUGCAGGUGUCUCGCCCCUUCUCGUUUCACCGAAACAAUGCCCCAGCAGCUCCACCGACCCGUUCCCGGGCACCGGCGGGCCCGCCCGGCGGAAGAGCAGCCAGAGGCUUGUUCCCCUGACGCGGCAACCAACGAGCAAGGGGAAGGCGCAGGAACUGAACCGCCGGCGCCCGGGACGCGAGCCGGUUUCUCCCUGGUAGUGUGGAAAGGGUUUGUUAAGGUAUAUCUGCUUUAUAAGAAAGAUCUGACUUUAGGAUUUGACGAGAUGGGUAAUUUUCCCAGUGUCACACGAUUCGUAGCUGUCAGCCAUGCUGACUUUUUGUGCUUGGACAGUCUGAGUAAAAACCCGGAGAAAAACUGCAGAAAAGUUGAGUUAUUGGCAAUGUGUCCACUGGAAUCAGUAACCUUUGAAGAUGUAACUGUAAACUUCACCCAGGAAGAAUGGGCCCUACUGGACACAUCUGGGAGACUGUUAUACAAAGAUGUUAUGGUAGAAACUAUCAGUCAUCUAAUAUGUCUUGGAUAUCAAUUCUGCAAAUCAAAUCUGAUUUUCCAUUUGGAACAAGGUGAAUUGAUGUGGAUGAUGGAAGAAAGAAGAUUUCCCCAAGUCCAGUGGUCAGUUUUUGUAGGCAAGGAGCUUACACCGAAAAAAGAAGAAAUGGUAUCCAUGCAACAGAUCAGCAGAGAGAACACAUCUAUGAUUAGGUCAAUUCAGAAAUCUCAUACUCAAGAAGACCCAUUUAAAUGGAAUGAUUUGGGAAAAGAUUUCACUCAUAGCUCUGCCUUGACUCAAAAUUUGUUAACUUGCACAACAAAGAAACACUUUGUCAACAAACUGUGUGGAAAAUCCCUUAGUGACUGCUUGUGCUUUAAUCAGCACAAGAAAAAUCAGACAGGAGGUAAAUCAUGUGAAUGCCAUCUGCAUAGGAAAGUGUUCGAUAAUUGCUCCAACCUUAGGAAGCACAAGAUGACUGAUACUGGAGAGACUCCAUAUGAAUAUCAUCUUUGUGGAAAUGCUUUUAUUGGUAUGCCUGAUCUUAGAAAACAUAUUGUUAAAAAUCAUCAAAAUUACACUGAGGAGAAACCAUAUGAAUGUCAUCUGUGUGGGAAAACCUUCAGUCAGUCUUCUAAACUUAGAGUGCAUAAGAGAACACACACUGGAGAAAAACCAUAUGGAUGCCAUCUGUGUGGAAAAGCCUUCAGUCAAUCUUCCAACCUUAAACUUCAUGAGAGAAUGCACACUGGAGAAAAGCCUUAUGAAUGUCAUCUGUGUGGAAAAGCCUUCAGUCAGUCUUCUAACCUUAAACUUCAUGAGAAAACACAUACUGGAGAAAAGCCAUAUGGAUGUCAUCUCUGUGGAAAAGCUUUCACCACUUCUUCUACCCUUAAACAACAUGAGAGAAAACACAGUGGAGAGAAACCAUAUAAAUGCCAUUUCUGUGGGAAAGCCUUUAGUUAUUCUUUUAGCCUCAGACAACAUGCAAGAACACACACUGGAGAAAAACCAUAUGAAUGCCACCUGUGUGGGAAAGCCUUCAGUCGACCUUUUGCCCUUGUACUGCAUGAGAGAACACACACUGGAGAGAAACCAUAUGAAUGUUACCUAUGUGGAAAAGCUUUUCCCCAUUCUUCUUCCCUUAGACAACAUGAGAGAAUACACAGUGGAGAUAAACCAUACAGAUGUGAUAUCUGUGGGAAAGCCUUCAUUCAGUCUUCUCACCUUAAACAACAUGAGAGAACACAUAGAAGAGAAUGAUAAGUAACUUCAACAUAUAU
This is a messenger RNA of Tupaia belangeri chinensis (Chinese tree shrew), 4229 nucleotides long. RefSeq names its product zinc finger protein 629. The record is from RefSeq and is a predicted model, not a curated record. NCBI's taxonomy places the organism in Eukaryota, Metazoa, Chordata, Mammalia, Scandentia, Tupaiidae. The transcript is spliced from 14 exons. The coding region runs from base 472 to 4209 and encodes 1245 amino acids. Gene Ontology annotation, biological process: regulation of DNA-templated transcription.